Molecule: messenger RNA, 411 nt
Organism: Priapulus caudatus
Lineage: Eukaryota; Metazoa; Priapulida; Priapulimorpha; Priapulimorphida; Priapulidae
Exons: 1
Coding region: 1-411 (136 amino acids)
Source: RefSeq, a predicted model, not a curated record
AUGGAAAAGGAGUUCAGUGAGGUUAGAACCAAAGGAGAAACGUUACAAAAGGAGAACAAAGAACUCGGGGACAAAAUAAAACAACUGCAAAAAGCAUUAGAAGAAAAAAAUAGUGAAGAGAAAAAGGAAAAUAGGAUUUCUAAUCAACUAUUGAAAGAGGUAUCGGAAGGACAAGACAAGCUAUCAAGAGCAAAAAGUGAGUUAGAGAAAACAAAAACAACAUUACAAAGUAUGACAAUGGCUGUGAAAAGAGGAGAAGAAAUCAUAGCAGUAAUGGAAGACAAACAAAGAAUGGCUGAAUUAGAAUUAGAAGAAAUAAAAGGAAACAAGAGUAAAGGAAAGAAAACCAUGAAAGAGCAGUUGGAAAGAAAGAGGGAAAAGGAAACCCAAGAAGGAAAAAGGAAGGAAUGA